Messenger RNA from Protopterus annectens (West African lungfish), 1037 nucleotides. RefSeq names its product vesicle-associated membrane protein 2-like. NCBI's taxonomy places the organism in Eukaryota, Metazoa, Chordata, Ceratodontiformes, Protopteridae. Gene Ontology annotation, cellular component: SNARE complex; plasma membrane. The transcript is spliced from 5 exons. Gene Ontology annotation, molecular function: SNAP receptor activity; syntaxin-1 binding. The coding region runs from base 109 to 459 and encodes 116 amino acids. The record is from RefSeq and is a predicted model, not a curated record. Gene Ontology annotation, biological process: vesicle fusion; SNARE complex assembly; vesicle-mediated transport.
GAUCCUCCUGACGUCAGCCAUACUGUUAGCCAGCCAUCUUUUCUGAGGCGGCAGUGCAGCAAUUUCCAGCUUAGAUAGUACUUCGGAGUGCCAGUGCCAGACGCCACAAUGUCAGCCCCAGCAUACAGUGGAGGAGUUGCAUCAGGUUCAAGUAGCCUAGAUUCAGGAGGACAACCUGUCAAUAUCACCAGCAACAGAAGGGUGCAACAGUCACAGGCAGAAGUUGAUGAGGUGAUGAACAUCAUGCGAGUUAAUGUGGACAAAGUUCUGGAAAGAGACCAGAAGUUGUCGGAGCUUGAUGACCGCGCUGAUAAACUGCAAGCCGGUGCCUCACAGUUUGAAACAAGUGCCGCCAAGCUAAAAAGGAAGUACUGGUGGAAAAACUGCAAGAUGAUGAUCAUCCUUGGCGGCAUUGGCGUACUUGUCCUGAUUAUCAUUCUAGUUUACUUCUGCACCUGAAGAAAUAAAUGACAGAACGGGUGUUGUGUCACUCACAGUUCCAGAUAUCCACCAUGUAUCUACUUAUGCACUAUCGCUGCUUUGUAAGCCCUAGUGUUUUGAUUGUGCCAAAAAAGUGAAUGUUACUCUAGUGUUGUCAUUGUUAUGAAAUGUUUUAUUUUGCCACAGUAGCAGCUGAAUACAGUCACAUAGAUCCACACAUUAGUGUUCAGAUAUUUCUUACCGAUAUAUGCUAUGGUGACCUUCAAAACACGUAAGGACUUCUAUGGUGACAGAAUACACUCCAUCACAAUCUAGGUAAAAAACAAACAGAAAAAAAAUCUGUACUGUCAAAAGUUAUUAUGCAAAGCAUUUGUUCAAAAAAUAGCAUAGCUUGAAACUGUGCUAUUCUUACUGCAAUCUGGAUUAUCAAAAGUUUAUUUGAUUCUGUGAAUGAGUAAAAAUAUAAAAUGAACUAUGUAACACUGCUGCAAUAUAUUGUAAAGUACAAUUUUUGAAGUGUUAUCAUUGACAGAGAAUGACCGCUGUGUAGCAGUCCAAUGUGUGUGUGUGUGUGUGUAUAUAUAUAUAUAUAUAUA